AUGUCGAUGAUUCCGAGCUUCUUCGGCAACAACAACAGGCGUAGCAACUUCUUCGAUCCUUUCUCGCUAGAUGUCUGGGAUCCAUUCAAGGAAUUUUCGUCGUCGUCUUCACUUUCCCGAGAAAACUCUGCGAUCGUGAACGCACGUGUGGACUGGAGGGAGACGCCGGAGGCGCACGUGUUCAAGGCGGACUUGCCUGGGCUGAAGAAAGAGGAAGUGAAGGUGGAGAUCGAGGAAGACAGCGUGUUGAAGAUCAGCGGGGAGAGGCACGUGGAGAAGGAGGAUAAGAACGACACGUGGCACCGUGUGGAGAGAUCGAGCGGGCAGUUCACGAGGAAGUUCAGGCUGCCGGAGAAUGUGAAGAUGGAUCAGGUGAAAGCUGCGAUGGAGAAUGGAGUUUUGACCGUGACUGUUCCAAAGGCCGAGACGAAGAAAGCCGACGUUAAGUCUAUUCAGAUCUCCGGCUGA
This is a messenger RNA of Thlaspi arvense, 468 nucleotides long. The record is from the annotation of a GenBank genome assembly. Lineage: Eukaryota; Viridiplantae; Streptophyta; Magnoliopsida; Brassicales; Brassicaceae.